AUGACGGAGCCGGCGCCACUCACCACCUAUUUCGCUCCAUCUCAGAGUGAAGUUUUGCCACCGGAGACACCCUCGCUGCCAACAGGACCCGCAUCAGUCACCGUUGAGUUGCCGAGGAAGAAAGUCCAUGCAAAUCUUCAUAGCUUGCAGCGCAAGCAAACAAGAGUUGAGAUCAUGCCGCCGUUAUGCCAUUGCUCCGUCACCGAGACGUACUUGUCGGAUCCAUCAUCACGGCGACGUCGUCAUUGUCCCAUUUUUCUCUUCGUCAAUGUACGUCAACACCAUGUCAAAGUCCACGUCUCUUUCCCUUUCUCAACCAACCAGCAGCGACCAUUCACCUUCUCCAAUCCGUAG
Molecule: messenger RNA, 354 nt
Organism: Microthlaspi erraticum
Lineage: Eukaryota; Viridiplantae; Streptophyta; Magnoliopsida; Brassicales; Brassicaceae
Source: the annotation of a GenBank genome assembly